Messenger RNA from Scatophagus argus, 1413 nucleotides. RefSeq lists its product as uncharacterized. The transcript is spliced from 9 exons. NCBI's taxonomy places the organism in Eukaryota, Metazoa, Chordata, Actinopteri, Scatophagidae. Bases 88 to 1110 code for a protein of 340 amino acids. The record is from RefSeq and is a predicted model, not a curated record.
GUCUGUCUGUGCAUCACCGCUGCAGCCGGCCGGAAACAGAGGUCGUUAUCAAAUAGCACAAUGUAAGGUUUUUAAUGCCAGCACAUCAUGACCGCCUGCGAAGGAAACCACGGUGUCAGCGAUUUGGUACAAGAUGAGCAGCAGAUGCUGGAUGCAGCGAGGUGGCUGCUAGGAUACCAGACUGGGAGGGGGGUGAUGGAUGAGGAUUUUAAGAAAAAAGAGAGGGAGCAGAGGAGGAAACUGCAGCACUUUCUGAGUGACUUGGCCCUGCUUGGAUCAUUACAGGGCUUUAAAUAUUUCCAGCCUUGGCUAAGAGGGAAAGAGGAGCUGCUGCUGACCGUCGUUAAUGAGGAUCUGGGAUGGCGCUCCCCGGGUUUUGUGGUGUCAAGAGCCUCCUCCUGCUCCUCCACCAGCAGCUGUAACAGCAGCGAUGUCUCCCCCAGCAGCAGCUCCCCCAACCUGGACAGCCGGAGCAGCUCGCCCCUACCAGGGGAGCCUCCGGGCCCACAAGACCCGCAGUCGCACACACGCACCAAGACGCAGCCGCAGAGCGCCAGGGACCCCAUGGGUGAGGAGCAUCUCCUCCCAGCCUCCCCCAGUGAAAGAGAGAUAGCAGUGCCUGAGGUGAACUGCACUCUGUUCUUACUGGCUGGCUAUGUCAAGUACGGACGGCCCUACGCCUGGAUACGCUCCAAUCACGAGCGCCUGGUCAACAUCGGAGGCACCGAUUCGAUGGUCAAGGACACGCCCAUGAAACUCAAGUCCAUCUCAGACUGGCAGACACGAGGUGUUCGUGUGUGGGACAUUGUCAGUGAGCUGGUGUGCCUGUGCACCAUUCCCUCUCCCUCCAACCCCUUCGCCCUGGACAUGCGUUACAUCAAAAACCUUCCCCUUCCUGACCUCUUCCUCGUCACAGGUGCUCUCCUCAGCUUCCUGGAGAUGUAUGUGGUGUACGGGAACCGGGACGAGUUGCACUAUGACAAAGUCGUAGAGGAAGUGAAGCCUCUGAGGCGUCUUCAUGUCCAGUCCCUGCUGGACUUACAGCGACACAGAGAGAGCUCGGGGUUGAGCAGCAGUCCCACCGUGCAGGACUCUCCUGGACACGAGUGACUAUGACUGUUCCUCUGAGAUCCACAUGAAGAUGGGAUUUGCUUGGUGCAGUUGUACUGACUUUUUUGGGGGAAAAAGCAGGCAACAAAUAGGUGUGAAAGUGCAUCAAGAGGAUAUAAGUCAUUUGUUUCAUUUUAAUGAUAUUUUUUGUUUGUCAUGAUUUCUUGAUGUAACCUGCGUGAACAAAAUUUGUUUGUUUCAAGGUUGUCCAGUUGGAGCUGCACCUCUUGCUUUACUACAGUUGUAAGGUUGUCACAUGUAUGAGUAUUUGAAAAUGUGAUAAAGCUGGAGAAGUAACCCUGG